Molecule: messenger RNA, 2616 nt
Organism: Rotaria sp. Silwood2
Lineage: Eukaryota; Metazoa; Rotifera; Eurotatoria; Philodinida; Philodinidae
Source: the annotation of a GenBank genome assembly
AUGUCCAGUACAACUCAUACAGCUAAACCGAUUACAAUUGAUCUUCGUAAAUAUAAGGAAAAAGAAAAUCGAAAAGGUGAAGGACUAUUAAAUGUUCAACAUGUAUCAUCAAACUCAGGCUCAAGUGGUUCAUUACCAAAAAGAUAUCAAAGUGUUUUUACUGAAGGUACACCAUUAACAUCAUUUGGUCUUAAAAAUGAUGAUCAUUAUACACGUUCACAUUCUCCUCCAAAUCAUAUUCAACCACAAAUUCAUCAACGACCACUUAAACCUGUCAAAGAAUUUCUUUCUGCAAAUUCAAAUAUCGAUCAACAACUAGAUGAUCGUCGACGUUCAUCUUCUCAAACAAAUGGUUUUACUCGUUCUCAAACAGAAGCAACUGUACAAAGUGUAAAUGUUGCCUUGACAAAAACAUUAAAUAAAUUACGUCCAGAACCAUUAAAUAGUGGUUCAACAACAAAUACUCGUUCAAGUUCAAUAUAUGCUGGAACAUCAUCUACUCGACCAAUGACAGCUCGUGUAACAACACAUCAUAAUACUGGUACAACAACAGCAACAGCAACAGCAACAUCAUCAUCAAAUUAUUAUUAUCAAUUAUCUGCUAAUACAAAAGGUCCAUUACCAGCUGAACUUUUAACAAGACGAUCAACAAGUUCAUUUGCAACAAAUAUUUUACCAAAUAGUACAACACAUAAUCGAGUUUCAACUGGAACUGGUCCACUUAUUCUACAUCAAUCAACAACAAUUAAAAAUGAAAUAAAAUCUAAUGAUAAUACAAAUAAUAGAAUAUCAACACCAUUACGUGUUCCUUCUAAAACUGUUGACAUUGGUUUACAUCAAUUAGAUGGAUUUAAUUUUGAUAAUGUUACUUUAGAUGAACAUAAUGAUAAAUCAAAAAUAGGAAAAUAUGAAAAAAAUCACCAAACAAUAACAAAAAUAACAUCUCAUAAACAAUCAUCAGCUCCACGUCCACCAACUGCUGAUAGUCAACAUCGAACAUUAACAGAAGUAAGUGUAAAUCCUCAAAUUCAAAGUUCUUUACAACAAAAUCCUGAUCAAUUACCAUAUUUACAUGAACCUAUUCAAAAUGUUGAAAAAUAUUCAAAUCAUCAUCAUAUUCAAGUUGAACCAACAAAUACAACUAAACGAAUAUCAUCUUCAAUAAAAGCUCAACAAAUAAUUGAUGUUCAACCAACAAUUAUUGUUCAACAUCAACGACCAACAUCAUCAACAUCAAGACCUAAUUCAGCAGCUAAUAUUAUUCUACCAUCAACAACUAAAGAUCCACUUAAUGAAGCUUAUAUUGAACGUGAUAAAUUAACUGUUGAAAAUGUUAAGAAUAAUAAUAAUAAUAAUAAUAAUGAUAGUACAUCAACACUUAAACAAUAUGAAAAUCAACAAGAAAAAAUUCGAAAUCUACCUAAUUCUUCAACACCACCACCAUCACCAUCAAAUAAAGAAUCAAAUCAUCUAUGGAGAAAACAACGAAAUAAAUAUUCGAUAAAAACAAAUGCAACAACUUUAAUUAAUCGAAAGAAUACAAAAACUAUUCGACCACCAGCUCGACUUAAAAAUUAUGAUUCAGAUUCAGAUUCAGAUUCAGAAACAACUGCUACUGAAACUCAAAGUAAAGAAGAUGAUAUAGCUCGUCGUCAUACUGUUCUACCGAGUGAUCUUGGUAGUGAUGCUUGGUCCGAUUUAACUAGUGAAUUUAGUGAUACUAAAUUACGUAAACAUCCAAAUAUUCGUACAUCAACGCCAAAUAUAACUCGAUAUAGUUCAAGUUUAAGUUCAAAAGAAGUUGGACAAAUACGAAAACAAUUAACUGAUCUUCAAAUAAUGUAUAAUGAUUUAUUAAAAUUACUUGAUAUUGAUAUUGAAUCAGUGAGAAGUAGUAUUAAAUCAAGUACUUCUUCACAAGCUGAACGUAGUGGACGAAAACAUCGUUUUAGAAAAGUAAUGCCUAUUAUGUCAAUGCAUCAUUCAAAUAAUGAUAUGAAAGAAAUAAAUCAACGUUUUACAAGAGUUGAAUCAUCAAUAGUAACAUUAGCUGAAUCCAUAGCUAAAUUAUCUGCACAAAUUCAAAUGCAACGUGUUAUUAAAGAUGAUGUUUAUAAUUUACGUCAAGAAGUAGCUGAACUUCGUCAACAAGUAUAUCAUCAAUAUCCUCGACAACAAUGUUCAACACCUGCUGGAGGAAGAACAUCAUCAAUGUCAACAACAUCUCAACAACAAUCACGUUUAAUAACAGCUAAUGUUCAACGUCUUGCUGCUGUUAAUAGUACAAAUCCAUUAAAUAUUUCAACAUCUUAUAUGCCAUCAACAUCAACUAUUUUACGCUCAAAUUCAAUUAUUGAUCCAAGACAAGCACGAAAAAUUGAGCAAUUUUUUGGUGCUGAAGCAAUGCUUCGUUAUUUUCUUAGUUUAUUAAAUUAUGAAGAGUAUGUUUCUGUACUUGAACAAGAAAAAAUUGGUUUUUAUGAAUUACCAUAUAUAAGCGAAAGAAAAUUACAAAGUCUUGGUAUACCAUAUGGACCUUGUGCUAGAAUUAUUUAUGAAGCACAACAAUAUUUUAUUUCACUUUUAACACUAAAAUCAAAUGGAAUUGAUGUAUAA